Messenger RNA from Malania oleifera, 2780 nucleotides. Its product is annotated as serine/threonine-protein kinase STY8. Gene Ontology annotation, molecular function: ATP binding; protein kinase activity. The coding region runs from base 222 to 1994 and encodes 590 amino acids. The record is from RefSeq and is a predicted model, not a curated record. Gene Ontology annotation, biological process: protein phosphorylation. The transcript is spliced from 4 exons. NCBI's taxonomy places the organism in Eukaryota, Viridiplantae, Streptophyta, Magnoliopsida, Santalales, Ximeniaceae.
CAUCCACAGCGUGUAGCCGCAGCAGCACAGCAUCGCCCUCAAUAAUCUCCUCUCAACUUUUACAUUUACUACCACCGCCAGAAAACCGCCCGAGUCUCUCUUUUUCCAUUUUCCCGUGUCAGAAGAAAAAUGGGAACUCGUAAGAACUCUGAAACAUCUCUCUCUGUCUUCUCUCACUGAUCCAACCCGCAUUUGUGAUUCCUUGUGGGAGGUGUUCGACCAUGGCCGCUGCUCUGGAGUGCUGGUCGAGCCGGGCCAACACCGAGGAGGACACGGUGGAGCAGGUUCUGAUGAGAACGCAGGACAGAUCAGAAGAGGGCUCGUCGACGGCGGCGGGCGCGAAGGACUCGUCGUCGGCGAUGCAGAAGCGGCUGCAGCGGCUGAGCCGGAACGUGUCCGAGGCAAUCGCGUCGCUCAAGCACUCGUUGAGUCUCGACUCGGCGAGAGACCCGCCGCCGACGUCUCGGAUCGAGAGCUGUCGGAAGCUCGUUUGGGGCAGCGUUGUGCGGAACCUCACGCAGAUGUACCCUGGCAGCCAGCUGCCGGAGAAGCUCGUCUCCAACAUUCGCAAACACUACGACUCGUUGCCUCUCAGCUAUGCACAGGCAGGUUUCAAUAUGGAGGAUGUUUUCCUGCAUAUUCGAUUAAUAGAUCAGGCAUCAGUGGAAGACCAUCCAGCAAUUUCGAUUCAAAACGUGUCUGAAGAUGAGGUUAAUGGGUCUGUGUUCAAGCUCACAUUUGCUUGUAACUCUUCCAUUUCGUGGCCUGCAAUGUCGGGCGCACUUGAUAACGCUGCCAUAUGCUGCAAGAAGAUACAGAUCUUUGAGAAGAAGGGGUUUACUCUUGGAGUUGUUCAUCUUCUGGUUCAAGCGGGGCAACAGAAAUCAUUUAAUGCCCGGGUCGAAAAUGCUCUCAAAUUGGCGUCAAAGAAGCAGAAACCUCCCACGAUGAAGCUCCCAUUUGGGCUCUGUGGGUGUCAAGAAGAGAAUGCUAAGGGCCGGGAACUUGGAGAGAUGGAAGAUGACGGCGGAGAAUUGAACUUCAGGAAUGGGACUGAGAAUUCAAACCCUAAAGUUCAAAUUCAGAUGCCGCUACCCACUAGUUUAUUUGUUGUUUCUGUUGAUGAAUGGCAGACAAUCCAAUCGGGUGGGAAUGAGAUCGGGAAAUGGUUGUUGAACUCCGAUAAUCUUGAGUUCGUAGAUCAGAUUGGACCCAGUACUUUUAAGGGGGUUUAUAGGGGCAAAAGGGUUGGAGUUGAGAAGCUCAAAGGAUGUGACAAGGGAAACUCUUAUGAGUUUGAACUCCGAAAAGAUUUGUUGGAGCUUAUGACAUGUGGGCAUAGAAACAUUCUGCACUUCCAUGGUGUGUGUGUUGAUGAAAAUCACGGGUUGUGUGUGGUUACUAAGAUGAUGGAAGGUGGAUCAGUUCAAGACGUUCUGCUAAAAAACAAGAAGCUUCAGAACAAGGAAAUUAUAAGGGUUGCUGCCGACGUAGCAGAGGGGAUCAAAUUCAUGAAUGAUCACGGCGUUGCGUAUAGAGAUCUCAACACGCAGAGGAUCUUGUUGGAUCGGCACGGAAAUGCAUGCUUGGGGGAUAUGGGUAUAGUCACUGCUUGCAAGAGUCUUGGUGAGGUGAUGGAGUAUGAAACUGACGGGUAUCGGUGGCUAGCUCCCGAGAUAAUUGCAGGUGAUCCAGAAAAUGUUACAGAGACAUGGAUGAGUAAUGUAUAUAGCUUUGGAAUGGUGAUCUGGGAGAUGGUGACUGGUGAGGCAGCCUAUGAAGCUUAUUCACCUGUGCAGGCAGCUGUUGGGAUAGCUGCUUGUGGGCUUCGACCAGAUAUACCCAAAGAUUGCCCCCAAAUCCUGAGAUCUUUGAUGAUGAAGUGCUGGAACAAUUGCCCUUCAAAACGGCCUCAGUUCUCUGAAAUUCUAUCAAUGUUGAUGCAGCCCAGCAACAACUGCAACUGCAAUAAUAGGACAACUAUUGGAAGCUAAAACCGACACUACUUCGUAAUAUGGGCGUAACUUUCUCGUUCGAGCCCCGGUCGAAACAAUCCAAAGUGCUGUGGAGAGGCGAGAAAGUGCUCUACAACUUUUUUGUUUUGAAUUUUGAAAGAUAUGGGCUUUAGGAUGUUCAAAAUUGGGCUUGUUCGUUAGGAAACGGAAAAAAGAAAAAAGAAGAAACAAGAAAAAAAAAACAAAAAAAAAAAUUUUAAUUACCUUGAUUUGACCUGGCCAUGCAGUCGGGUCCUUCAUCCUUGUGCAUUGGUAGGUCUUAGGGGGGCCUUAUAUAUUUCUUUUUUUUUUUUACCUCUCUUCCCAAACGGCCUUUCCUCUCUUCUCUUUCAACCUCACUCUCCCUUCCCUUCCUUUCUUUCUCUUGGCCUAUUGCCAUACCCGAAGCUCUCUUCUCUCUUACUUCUCUCUUUCCUUUCCUCUCUCUCCCUUACUUCUCUCAUUUUCUCCUGUCUCUGCAACCCAAGAACGCCAACUGAGACCCUGCUCCUAGCUUCUUCUAUUGCUGCCAUACCCAAGAAACCAAGAAGCCCCUAGGUGCUGCUGUUGCUUUGCCCAUUGUUGUGUGUUGCUCUCCUGCUGCUCCAAACACGACCUUUCCUGCUGCUCCAAACACAACCAGCACCUUCUUUUUUUCUUUUUCUCUUUCUUUCUCUUUUUCUUUCUUUGUUUUGUUUUUUUUUAGUUCUUUUUGUCAUUGCUUUUAAAGAUUUGAAUAAUUGUUAUUUUUGGUAAAGUUUUAUUUAAAGUUUUAAUUUUUAAAUC